AGCGGCAGUCGUGUCGGCUGCGGCUUCUGACACUGGGUUCGGGGGUAGUACGGUGGUGGGCCCGUGGAUAAAUCAUUCAUAGCGUGGAUUUAUGUAAAUUUGAAUUAAAGAGACGUUCGCUGCUCGUCAGGAUUGCUUCGGUUGAUCCUGUGUGCGCUCAUCAGCCAUGGUUUCCGGGAUAUCGAUUCCCGUCAUCCUCGUACUGGGAUGCGCCGUUUUGAGCCACUGUCAGAGGCCGCCGGCCGAUGACGAGGACUUCAUGUUCGCGCGCGAGGGCUCGGGCCGCUCGCUGGCGGCGCCGGCCGGCCGCCCUGACCCGCCACCGCCCGAGGCCGGCGGCGGCGUGUACGGGACCGUGAUGCACGUCGACCAGCAGCCCGACUACGGCAGCGUCGCGCACAACUACCCCGACCUCCAGUACGGCAGCGGCUACGGCGACGAUGACGACUACGACUACGACGAAGACUACAUCUACGACGAGGACGAAGAUUACGUGGUCGACGGCGAUGUCGAUUCGGUGCACCACACGCAUCACGACCCGCUGGAUCAUGACGCGGUGGCGCCGGAGCGUAUCGGCGUGGUCCACGCGGCGCCGCCGCAGCCCGAGCAGACGGAGCUGCCCGACCGGCAUGGCCCCGAGCAGGGCCUGGUGUACGGCACCGAGACUCGACCCUCCGAGCAGCCGCGAGCCGAGGACGACCUGCACGAGGACUGGGAGGACGGCACGGAGCACAACAACGGCAUCGUGAUCCAGCCGGAGGACACGUUGGACGGCGCCGGGAACGCCAUCGAGGACGGCACCGUCGACGGCAGGCCCACGCCGCACGGCCUGGACGGCAUGGGCUCCAAGGCGCUCGACCGCAACACGUCGUUCUUCGCUCAGCCCGGUAUACUGGCAGCCGUGGUGGGAGGCGCCGUGGUCGGCCUGCUCUGCGCCAUUCUGCUCGUCAUGCUCAUCGUCUACCGGAUGCGCAAGAAGGACGAGGGCUCGUACGCGCUGGACGAGCCCAAGCGCUCGCUCACCGGCAACACUUACUCGAAAAAUUACAACAAGGAGUUUUACGCGUAGGCGCGUUUCUUAGUGUACAACGGUGUCGUUUGCGUGUGCUGCUGGCGUGGUGCCGGGCCGGGCCAGGCGGGCAGCUGCGGUCCGACCCGCCCCGCGCUGUACAUACGGGCUGCCUCGCGCGCCACCCUUCGCCCCGUUCAGCGAGUGACCGCGGGCCGGCCGGCCGCGGCGGAACGACCAGUAUGUGACGAGAAAGUGCAGAGGAUUUCUCUAUGCAGCUGACGGCUUCAGCUGCGCCGUGUGCCGUCGCGCCCCUCCGUGUUCCCCGUCGCGCCCGCGCGCGUCGCUCCCCGUAGCUGUAGGUGGCAGCACCGGCGCCGCUGUUAUUUGUACGUGCUUUAACGGCCGAGACCGGCUGGAAGGACGCGAGCCCCGACGCGGGACGGCAGCUGGUCAUUGCCGACGGCAGCUGUCCGGGCUCGGCUGGGUGGCCGCGGCGCCAGGGGAGCGGCGUUCUGUGCCAUAGUGUUCCGCCACCGCCUCGCCCCCGCCCUCCCCACUGGCUUCGCCCGCCCACGCCCCGUGUCGGCGACAGCUUUUUCAGUGUUCGCUCAGGCCUCCCAGAGGCUGCAUUGUUUUCGUGAGGUGUUUAGCGUGUUUUCGGCGGCGGCAGCUGCAUGUGAACGUCUUUGUUUGUCGUCGAGCUGCGGGCAGUCGCUCGCUCGUUGUUUUUUACUGUAUUGUUUCUGCUCGUCACAAUAUCACUUCCGCUCGGACUUUUACGUGUACAACGAUACAUAGAUACUAAUGUUCCUCUGACUUACCUCUGCUCAGCGUGCGGAGGUGGUUUGGCCAGCGGAUCUGCGUCCCGUGCCCAGUGCGCCGGAACGUGCCGACUGUAAUAUAGUUUGUACCGAACCAUCCGUAAUAAAUAUCACUUAGUUCUUGUA
Messenger RNA from Pollicipes pollicipes, 1959 nucleotides. Its product is annotated as syndecan. Gene Ontology annotation, biological process: cell migration. Bases 167 to 1069 code for a protein of 300 amino acids. The transcript is spliced from 5 exons. Gene Ontology annotation, cellular component: cell surface; membrane. NCBI's taxonomy places the organism in Eukaryota, Metazoa, Arthropoda, Thecostraca, Pollicipedomorpha, Pollicipedidae. The record is from RefSeq and is a predicted model, not a curated record.